UCAAGUGAGCGCUUUAAAGUGCGCAAAUCAUUUUAUUUUGUUUGGCAACAAAAUUUAAUCUUAUCGCCGCUUCGCCCGUACAUUGUGCGCCAGCGAUAGCAAAUGCGAAUGCCAGAAACACGGCGAACUCAACACAUAUCACAAUGCUGCUGCUGGAGCUGAAAAUACUAACAUUGAACAUUUGGGGUAUUCCAUUAGUUUCCAGUCACCGAGCGCCACGCAUCGAGGCCAUAUGUAAGGAGCUCAGCGGCGGCCAAUAUGAUGUUGUGUCCCUACAGGAGGUCUGGUCCCAGCACGACAGCGAGCAACUGCAGCAGGGGACAUCCAGUGUUCUUCCCUAUUCCCACUACUUUCACAGCGGCGUGAUAGGUGCCGGACUGCUGGUGCUCUCAAAGUAUCCCAUAUUGGGUACGCUGUUCCAUGCGUGGUCCGUCAACGGCUAUUUCCAUCGCAUCCAGCAUGCGGACUGGUUCGGCGGCAAGGGAGUGGGUCUGUCUCGCAUCCUGGUCGGCGAUCAAAUCGUUCAUCUGUACAAUGCGCAUCUGCAUGCGGAAUACGACAACGACAAUGAUGAUUACAAGACGCAUCGGGUUAUUCAGGCAUUCGAUACGGCCCAGUUUAUCGAGGCGACACGUGGCAAUUGUGUGCUCCAGAUCUUGGCUGGUGAUCUCAAUACGCAGCCGCAGGACAUUUCAUACAAGGUGCUCCUCUACACCUCGAAGAUGCAGGACAGCUGUGCAUCGGACGCAUUCCGAACGAAUGAGUGUGCCCGGAACUCGUACACAUCGAAACGUGCGCUGGCCAAGAAUCCACUGGGCAUCAGGAUCGAUCAUAUAUUCGUGAGGAGUGCCGAUCAUAUUCAGGCUGAGAUUGCCGAAUAUACGCUACCGUUUCCGGAUCGCGUGCCUGGACAAAAGUUCAGCUAUUCGGAUCACGAAGCUGUUCUGGCUAAAGUAAGGCUGACACGACUGACUGACAAUACUCCUGUCGACAUCGAGCAAGUGGAGUGCCACAUCACACAGGAGGAGGAGCAAGGUUGUGGCGAUCCGGGAGCCAAUGGUGCCAAUGGUGAUGUCGCUCCAGCCGCCAAUGGCGAAAGCAUGAGCUGCUCGUCAUCCUUGCCCGCUGCACGCACCGCAGCCCUGACUGAGGCACUCACUCUAUGCGAUUCCUCCCUCUUGCAAUUGAAUACGGAUCGCUUGUUGUACUACAGUGCGGCAACUGUUCUCCUUGUGCUUCUCGUGCUGCUCUGCGAAUUUUCUGCACCUGUUGGAUUGGGAACUAUUUAUCUGUUGCUCAAGUUUAUUGUGUUUGGCGUUAUUCUGUUCUGUGUGUUCAUGGCCUCCAUUUGGAACUACAUGGAGCGCAACGGGGUGCUGCAGGGCAAGAAGGCGAUGGAGGUGAUGCUGCUGCAUGCCCAGAAAUAUGAAUAUUUCUAUUGACGACCGACUGCAGUUUAACAUUUAAGUAGCUCAAGAAGCAUUUAAAUUGUGGCCAAAGUGCUAUAUUCUAAUAUUUAUAUACAUACAUAUAUAUGUCGACUAAGAUAGGUGUUCAAAGUGUGUAAUGUUCAAUAUUAAAUGGUCUCUAUCCCCGUCUUUUAAAAAUC
Drosophila grimshawi is the source of this 1609-nucleotide messenger RNA. It is a transcript of the gene nSMase, whose product is annotated as putative neutral sphingomyelinase. The coding region runs from base 144 to 1442 and encodes 432 amino acids. The transcript has 2 exons. The record is from RefSeq and is a predicted model, not a curated record. NCBI's taxonomy places the organism in Eukaryota, Metazoa, Arthropoda, Insecta, Diptera, Drosophilidae. Gene Ontology annotation, molecular function: sphingomyelin phosphodiesterase activity. Gene Ontology annotation, cellular component: cytoplasm.